Myotis myotis is the source of this 275-nucleotide messenger RNA. Its product is annotated as 40S ribosomal protein S29-like. Bases 1 to 171 code for a protein of 56 amino acids. The transcript has a single exon. Gene Ontology annotation, cellular component: ribosome; cytosolic small ribosomal subunit. NCBI's taxonomy places the organism in Eukaryota, Metazoa, Chordata, Mammalia, Chiroptera, Vespertilionidae. The record is from RefSeq and is a predicted model, not a curated record. Gene Ontology annotation, molecular function: structural constituent of ribosome; zinc ion binding. Gene Ontology annotation, biological process: translation.
AUGGGUCACCAGCAACACUACUGGAGCCAUCGGAGGAAAUUCGGCCACGGUUCUCAUUCUUGCCGCGUCUGCUCAAACCGCCACGGUCUGAUCCAGAAGUAUGGCCUCAACAUGUGCCGCCAGUGUUUCCGGCAGUACGCGAAGGACAUAGGCUUCAUUAAGUUGGACUAAGAGAACUUCCAUGAAUGGGUCGUUCAAGACAUCUACCUUAUGACAGAAUGCUAUCACUUUGUACAUAAAAUAAAAAAUAAAACCUUCAAAAAAAAAAAAAAAAA